AUCUUGGCAAAAAAAUAUUGACCAAGAGACGCGCCGUCUAUUCAUACUAACUAGAUCAUCUGCUACUAUGUCCAGCUCAUUCGAUCACCAUGUUCAGACAACUAUCUCACCUCACAAUGGUCAGGCAUACCAUGUAGAAACAUAUCCUACUUCUAGUGAUCUAGACCGCACUCUCGAAAGUGCAGCACAGUCUCAAAAAGAGUGGAUCAAGACUACACUGGGCGAGCGUAUCGCGAAAGGUCUCAAAUUCAUUGAGAAAUUUUCUGCUCUUGCGAAUCGAGAAGCACCAGCAACAUAUGAUCAUGGUCCCCUUGGACACCAUAACCUUGCUGAAGAGCUGUGUCAUCAGAUGGGCAGGCCCACCGAUCAGUGUUGGGGGGAGUUUAGAGGAUUUCUACAGCGCGCAACCUACAUGGUCGACAUUGCUGAAUCGUGUCUCUCAGACAUAACCUUUUCAGAUAAUCAACCUGGCUUUAGUCGCUCAAUCAAACGUGUUCCCCUCGGUGUCAUUUUCGUCAUCGCUCCAUGGAACUACCCGUAUCUUGUUAUGAUCAAUUCUGUACUUCCGGCGCUCAUUGCUGGAAACGCUGUUAUUUUAAAACCUUCUCCCCAAACGCCUCUCACAGCCGUGCGAUUCAAGGAAGCCUUGAAUAACGCUGGAUUUCCAACCGAUCUCAUACAAGUCGUGCAUCUCUCGCCGCCACUUACUCGAUAUGUCGUGCAGCAUAAGCUAGUCGAUUUUGUCGUGUUUACAGGCAGCGUGGCAGGAGGGAAAGCCAUUGAAACGGCAGCUGUUACUGCUGAUGGAUUCAAGGGCGUUGGUUUGGAGCUCGGAGGAAAGGACCCGGCAUAUGUUCGCGCAGAUGCAGACCUGAAAGAUGCAGUAAUACAACUAGUUGAUGGUGCAAUGUACAACGCUGGGCAAAGUUGCUGUGCAAUCGAACGAAUCUACGUUCACGAGUCCGUGUAUGACAAUUUCGUGGAUGAAUAUGUCAACGAAACCAAGAAACUCAUACUGGGAGAUCCUACGAACAAGCAGACGACCAUUGGUCCGGUGAUUAGUAUUGCUAGUGCAGAGAGAAUUCGCCAGAAGGUUUCUAGUGCAGUGCAAACGGGCGCGAAAGCACUAAUACCCGAGAACCUGUAUUUAAAGGCAGUACCAGGCACUGCCUUUGUUGCGCCCCAAGUCUUAGUUGAUGUGAAUCACACGAUGGACGUCAUGAAGGAAGAGACGUUCGGACCCAUCAUCGGCAUCCAGAAGGUCUCAUCUGAUGCAGAAGCAAUUGAACUCAUGAACGACUCGGAAUACGGUCUUACUGCUUCCAUCUGGACCAAGUCAUUGGAUGACUUCAGCACCCUCGCAGACCAAGUGCAAGCUGGAACAAUCUUUCUCAAUAGAUGCGAUUCACUUGACCCAGCCUUGGCCUGGACGGGGAUCAAGAACAGUGGACGUGGCGUCAGUCUCAGCAAAUUCGGAUACGACCAACUCACAAGGGCGAAAUCCAUCAACAUGCGGAUAAAUACAACAUGAUCAGAUUGUGGGACGAUCAUGAUAUUAACAUUGUGGCGUGUGCUAUUGAGAUAGGUAUCGGUACAACAAGAAGUGUAAUGAAUAUCCCAAUUCCUGAAUCAACAGUGUAUUCUGGAUACCUGUGAGCUCAACCCAUCAACCAAGAAGUUUGGAACAAG
Suillus subalutaceus is the source of this 1689-nucleotide messenger RNA. Its product is annotated as Aldehyde/histidinol dehydrogenase. The coding region runs from base 68 to 1531 and encodes 487 amino acids. Gene Ontology annotation, molecular function: aldehyde dehydrogenase (NAD+) activity. The record is from RefSeq and is a predicted model, not a curated record. The transcript has 16 exons. NCBI's taxonomy places the organism in Eukaryota, Fungi, Basidiomycota, Agaricomycetes, Boletales, Suillaceae.